CGUUUCGUGUGGCGGACCCUUUUAAGCGGAACGCUGCUGCCUGUCGCUCUUGUAGCUGGUAGGGAGACUUAUUGGGAACACCGGAAUCGCGCUCACGACGGAGAUUGCCGGGGAACAUGCCUAAGUUUUACUGUGAUUACUGUGAUACCUACCUUACUCAUGAUUCGCCAUCAGUGAGGAAGACUCACUGCAGUGGUCGAAAGCACAAGGAAAAUGUGAAAGACUACUACCAGAAGUGGAUGGAGGAGCAGGCUCAGAGCCUGAUCGAUAAAACGACGGCUGCCUUUCAACAGGGGAAGAUUCCUCCCACGCCGUUCCCUGGCGGUCCUCCCCCAGGUGGUCCUCCUCGGCCAGGCAUGCUACCGACGCCCCCUAUGGGAGGUCCUCCUAUGAUGCCCAUGAUGGGGCCCCCCCCACAUGGAAUGAUGCCCGGUGGACCCGGAGGCAUGAGGCCGCCGAUGGGAGGACCCAUGCAGAUGAUGCCAGGACCGCCACACAUGAUGCGUCACCCUCGGCCGAUGAUGAUGCCGGUGAGGCCGGGCAUGAUGCGGCCCGACAGAUAAGGGCGGCGUGGCGCUCUCCGCUCUCUGCUGCCGCCAACAGACUCUGUCCAGUGAGGACUCUCGGCUGAACACUUGGACUUCUCCUCGCCUUUUAAGAAAAGAAAAGGUUCAAACGUCUCAAUUUCUUCAACCUCCAACCGGAAGUCCCAGAUGUAAUUAUGUCGACUGUUUUUUCCGGUAUUUAUUACACUCACGUUAGAAUGGAUUUUUACAGUUUUCAUUUUAAUCGAACGUCCUUCGUGUUGAGUCUGAAAUAUCUCGUCUCACUUCGACAAAGCUGUUCAGCACACAUUUAAAGAGCGUGUUCCAUAUGACUUUUGGUAUAUUUUAACUUUUUGUUUUCGGAUUUUUACAUGUUUUUGUUAUCGUUCAUUGCCAUGCUUUGAAAAAUAAAACGGUGAUUUGAAACCUGUU
Molecule: messenger RNA, 977 nt
Organism: Pungitius pungitius (ninespine stickleback)
Lineage: Eukaryota; Metazoa; Chordata; Actinopteri; Perciformes; Gasterosteidae
Gene: snrpc
Product: small nuclear ribonucleoprotein polypeptide C
Exons: 6
Coding region: 117-563 (148 amino acids)
Biological process (GO): mRNA 5'-splice site recognition; mRNA splicing, via spliceosome; spliceosomal snRNP assembly
Cellular component (GO): nucleus; U1 snRNP
Molecular function (GO): pre-mRNA 5'-splice site binding; zinc ion binding
Source: RefSeq, a predicted model, not a curated record